AUGGGAGGGACCUUAUUUUGGAGGCAACUCUCAGUCCUCGUAUGGAAGAACUUCAUCGUACUCUCAAAGCAUCCUUGGCUUAACAUCGUCCGAUGCCUAUUGCUGCCCAUCGGUUAUGCUGUUUUUCUUUCUGCGGCCCAAUUUUUCCUGCACAAACCCAACAACUUCGGUUUAGGUACCUCAACACCAGUCCCACGUCUGCUCGAGCAAUACGACGGAUCUCUGCCUCUCGUAUGGGUCGACGGUACCAAUGGGUCGGGCACUCCGUCUGCGGAUGCAAUCAUGAAUCAGGUCAUGCUCCCGUUCAACUCCAAGCAACGCGCGAACGUCAAGCUAGUGGCCAGUCCCGAGGAGGUUCCUUCGGCAUGUCCAGAGAACUUCAUCGGUCUUUCUCGGUGUUAUUCGGUCAUCGUCUUCAAUUUUCUACCCACCGCAGGCGACCCCGACAGUGUGAAGCAGGUGCUCAACUACACCCUCCGCGCUGAUAGCGGCCUCUCCUUCAUUGACGUCGUGAAGCACACGAGUAGCGUCGAGGAGCGCCUCAUGCCCCUCCAAUGGGCGGUCGACAGCGCAUACAUCGAGCUUGUGACAGGCUCGACGCCGUAUAGGCCCUAUGAAUGGCCCUUCACGCAAACGGACAACACCGAGCAGUACACGGCAAUCCGCCUGAGUUACCUUCGCGGGACACGCAUGAUCUUGGUCAUCGCCCACUUCAUCGCAUUCGUCGGGAUCGCGUACCAGUUGCCCGGCGCGUUCGCUGGCGAGCGGGCGUACCUCUUGACGAGCCACAUGAAGGCGAUGGGACUCAUGGACUCCGCUCGCAUCACUUCCUGGCAUUUCAGCAUGUCGCUUGUUAACCUCCCCGGGUGGAUCGCUGUCGCGGUCAUCUGGCGCUUCCGCAUCUUCACGGCGACAAACGUCGGUAUCACACUCCUCAUCCACAUCCUCCUGGGUCUCAUCUUGGCGAGCUGGUCGUUCUUCAUCGCCACACCGUUUGGAAAGAGUCCGCAGCUCGCAGCCAUCGUCUCUGCCGUCGUCGCGUGCAUCCUCGCCAUUGUCACGCUCGUCAUCGGGAAUGUGAGCAAUGUCCUCGCAGUCAUCAUCACGCUGGCCUUUCCACCUGGGUUCUAUAUCUUCGCCAUCCGCUCCGUGGUUGGCUUCGAGCUGCAUCAGGUCGGCGCCAACUUAGUAAAGGGAGAUCCAGACAACAACGUGAUGCUGCUUCCAAUCAUUAUCGCUGCGAUCGCCGACAUCUUCAUCUGGCCGUGCCUUGCAGUGAUACUGGAGAGUUGGCUAUACGACGCGAAGAACCUAUCGAAGUCAUGGAAGCGAAAACAUUCUACAGCCGAAGAGAGAGCUCCAUUGAUACCACCGGAUGUGGCCAUCUCCAUGAAGCAUCUGGGCAAGGACUUCAAGACGUCUCGCUUCAUGGGGCGCAAGACCAUCGUUAGCGCCGUGGAGGACCUCAGUCUCGAUAUUCCGAAGACGGGUAUUUUCGUCCUGCUCGGAUCGAAUGGGGCGGGAAAGUCUACAACGAUGUCCAUCCUUGCGGGCCUGCUUGGCCGGACACGGGGCUCUGUCACUUUUGAAGGCGGUGUUGACCGGCCGCCUCUGGGCACCAUCGGACUGGUACCUCAGAAGAACGUCCUGUUCCCGGAACUGACAUGCUACCAGACGCUGCGGCUGUGGAAGGCCAUCAAACCUCCCAGAGACGGCGUGUCGGAUGACGAGGAUAUCGAACAGCUGUUACGCGACUGUGAUCUAGGCAAGAAGAUCCACUACAAUGCCAGUGCGUUGAGUGGUGGUCAGAAGCGUAAGCUGCAGCUGGCGAUCGGCAUGGUUGGAGGCGCUCAAAUCUUGUUGGUAGACGAGUGUACUUCCGGAGUGGACCCGCUCUCUCGGCGUGCGUUGUGGAAGAUAUUGUCUUCUGUACGUUACGACAGAACCGUCGUAUUCACGACUCAUUUCCUCGAUGAAGCAGAUCUCUUGGGUGACACCGUCGCGGUACUCGCUGCCCCCGGCAGACUGGUCGCUCAGGGUACUCCGGUGGCCCUGAAGUCCCGCUACGGUGAUGGCUACAACGUACAAGUGUCUUUCGACACAGAGCAGCCGUUGGAGAAGCCUUCGUCUGACGCGUCACAGCUGCUGGAUGUCAUUAGGCCCUUCGCGCCUUCUGCCUACGCCGUCUCGGCAGGUCUUGCGGAGGUCACGUACUUCCUGCAGACGAAGGAUCCAUGGGUCGUUCACAAGGUGUUGGAAGUCAUUCAGCAGGAGCAUGAGGCCGGACGACUGGGGUCUUAUUCCGUCGCGAACACGUCCAUGGAAGACGUCUUCUUGACACUGAUGAAUGCUAACCAGAGCUUCUCACCCGACUUCCACCCCAAGUCAUUGGAUGGCUCGACAUUCUCGACACACGAUAGCACCCUGAAGUCAAAUAGCGACUUCUCACAGAAGGCGCAUCUCCGUUCAAGUUCAUACAGCUCGGUAUCUUUGCCAAUGCUCUCGUACGAGAAGACUUCCGAGCUUAACUUGACGAACGGUCGGAGGAAGUCUGUUUUUGGCCAGGCACUGACGAUCUUCUACAAGCGUUUCCUCAUUGCACGGCGCAGCUGGUUGUCCCCCGUGUUGAUGAUCCUGAUCACUGCCGCAGGUGCAUCGAUUCCGUUAUGGUUCAUGUCUGGUCUCGCCGCCCCAACCUGCGUGCAGCCGCUCAAAACCGUGUACCCCACUCAGCUCUACGUGCCAUGGUCACCGCUCGUUUCUCUCAUGUCGAGCAAGAUUCCAGGAAAACGGGUUCUCCAAUAUCCUCCCGGUCUCAUUGAGACACUGGGGCCUUCUUUUGGAGGCAUCCCGGUGCACAACUUCCAGGACAACGCGAGCUUCGUCAACUACGUCAACCAGAACUACCGGAAUCUCUCGAUGGGUGGAGUGUCUCUCGAUUACGACACGGGCGCCACUCUCAUUGCUUGGGAGGCCACACCGCCAGGGCUGACGGGCUUGAGUCUGUUAAACUUGGCAUCGAAUCUCCUGUACGAUCACGCAUUGAACGAGACGAAUACCGUCGCCACGCGCGUGAUCGCUGCCAAUUACGAGAAGCUAGCAGGAUUCGACUCUGGGAUCUUGGUGAUGCUUAAGUUCAUGGCGUUCUUUGGCGCUGCUUUGUCGGUGUUCCCAGCAUUCUUCGGUCUCUACGUUUCCAAGGAGCGACGAUCGGCAGUACAGGCCAUGCAGUUCUCCAAUGGCUUGUCAAACCCUGCCGGCCUCUGGCUCGGACAUCUUAUGUUUGAUUCGAUCUUCGCCGUAUUUAUCGCGACCCUCAUUAUUGUUAUAUACGCUUUUGCUUCAAACCAGUUCGCCGCGCUGCCUUUCUUCUGGCUUGUCUUGGUGCUGUACGGCAUCGUCGGUGCACUGUUCUCUUACACCAUCUCUUUGGCCGUCCCUUCGCCGCUCGCCGCGUUCGCGGCUACAGCCGGCUACCAAGCUGUGAUGUUCCUGCUCUACCUCGCCGGUUUCCUUCUGACUGCAACAUAUGCCACCGUGACCUCCGAGAGCCGUGACCUUACGUUCAUUCACUUCUUCGUGGCGAUCCUGUCUCCGAUCGCCAAUGCAGUGCAUGCUGCGUUCGUCUCUCUGAACCUAUUCUCCCUCCUCUGCACCAACGCGCCCGCCACUGCCGCCUCCGAGGCCAUGCCCUCCCGGUUCGGGGGGCCGAUUAUCUACCUGUUUGUCUACUUGUUCGUCCUGUUUGGCAUCCUCGUCUGGGUCGACUCCGGGGCGAUCCUGCCACGCAAGAAGACCGCGAAGGCGGCAACGUCCGCCUUCGUCCGCCGGUUCAGCAGGAAAUCGUUCCAGGCGAGCAAGCACGGCGUGUAUGAGGAGGCGAUGAAGGUCGCAACGUCGGACGAUACGCUCCGGGUGCUGAACGUCGUCAAAGCGUACGGAAGCCCGAACAACCGGGUGGUCGACAAUGCGAGCUUUGGGGUGUCGCAGAAUACGGUUCUGGCGCUCCUUGGUCCCAAUGGCGCCGGAAAGACGACGACGUUCAAUAUGAUCCGUGGCGACGUUAUUCCUGACUCAGGCGACGUGCUCAUCAACGGUAUCUCCGUCGUGAAGAACCCCCGAACAGCCCGCCUCGCCCUCGGAGUCUGUCCUCAAUUCACUGCCAUCGACUCCGAGCUUACAGUCCGAGAACACCUCGUUGUGUACGGCCGUCUCAAGGGUCUUAAGCCCGGUGUGGAGCUUGAGCGCAACGUCGAGGCCCUCCUUCACGGGACGUCGCUGCACCAGUACGCAGACCGGUUGGCGGCGCGUCUGUCGGGCGGCAACCAGCGCAAGCUGGCGUUGGCUAUUGCGCUGAUGGGUAACCCGGCUGUGGUGCUCAUUGAUGAGUUUUCGUCAGGCGUGGACGCGAAGAUGAAGCGCGAUAUGUGGGACACGCUCAGGAGCGUUGCAGGUGGGAAGGCAAUUGUCAUUACGACACACUCUAUGGAGGAGGCAUCCGCGCUCGCCACAAAAGUCGGUAUCCUGGCGAAGAAGAUGCUGGCUGUUGGGACGACAGAGACUCUGGCCGAACGGUAUGCUACCUACGAAGUUCACUUCUCAUGUCGAACAAGAGACGAGAUCGUCAGAGCGCGAAUACUCAUGUCGCAACUACCUGGCGCUCGCAUGGCCGACGACGUCGCAACACGCUUCGAGGUGCCAAUAGACGACGGGAUGUCGCUUGCGCGACUCUUCGGUGUUCUCUCCUCACAGGAUGAGCUCACCGAGUUUUCCAUCGAAAAGGCGGGCUUGGAGAGCGUCUUCUUGAAGGUCAUCCGUGAGAAUGCUAUACAGGAAGAGGACUCACGGACAAGUAAGGGACGCUGGUGGAGGAUUUGUUAG
Molecule: messenger RNA, 4881 nt
Organism: Rhodofomes roseus
Lineage: Eukaryota; Fungi; Basidiomycota; Agaricomycetes; Polyporales; Fomitopsidaceae
Exons: 15
Coding region: 1-4881 (1626 amino acids)
Biological process (GO): transmembrane transport; lipid transport
Cellular component (GO): intracellular membrane-bounded organelle; membrane
Molecular function (GO): lipid carrier activity; ABC-type transporter activity; ATP hydrolysis activity
Source: RefSeq, a predicted model, not a curated record